UCACGUGAGGAUGUGGGAGUGUAUUCAUAGUUAAUGUAAACACAUCGAAGGACCUCAUAUUUUAAGGUGGUAAAGCGGAAAAGACAGGUAACAGAGUAGAAUAUACAAAUAACAGUGCAUUUUGUCUUAAUGAUAUCUUUUCAUCGUCAACAACGAUGGACAUCCCUGUGAAUCUGAGGGUGAAUUUUAGAGGGAACGCGAAGAGUUUCCUAGUUUCAGAGUCGGAAACGAGCUGGGAGUCCAUGGAAGCCAUGAUUAAAAGGUCCUUCGGCUUGUCUAGUCUGCAGUUGACGUACUUCGAUGAGGACAACGAAGAGGUGUCCAUCAACAGUCAAGAGGAAUAUGAAGAGGCUUUAAAGAGCGCUCUGAAGCAGGGGGGCCGGCUGCACAUGAAUGUGUUUGAGACCAAGGGCCCGGCGGGCAGGGGCCCGGCCAAACCGCGCGGCGGAGAGCCCAAGAGCGAGGCCAGGCCCGGCCAGCACUGCCCCACCCUCACCAAGACCGUCAGCCAGAGGAUACAGGUCGUCACCCACGAGCAGGCCAUGGGGGUUAUCAAGGAGUUUAAGGGGACUAAAGAGGAAGAUAAGACCCCUCCAGCCUGGUUUACAUCUUACAUGGAGAAGUUGCAGAGGGGGUUCUUCUGCGCUCCCCAGUUUAAAGAGCAGGUGGUGAAGGAGGCGGUGGAGAAGAUCUGCCGCGAGUUCUCGGGACAGUGCUGCAUCCACAAGCCGUCGGGAGGCGACGUCCAGGUCCCAGAGGUCAGCUCCUCCUCCUCCUCCUCCGCCGGAGUGCCCAGCGCCACGCCCGCCUGCAGCAGCUGCCAGGGACAGACCUCCGGGGGAGGGUACCAGUGCAGCGUGUGCACGUCCUGCACCCUGUGUGAGCCCUGCAGCCUGGCGCACGACCCCAGCCACAGCCUGGUGAGGGCCAGGACGCCCCUGUCCAUCCCGGAGCAUGGCUCCCCCGGCCCCGAACACAUCAGGUUCCAGAGGCGGGGAGACAGAAGCUUCCGGAAGGCAGAGAAGCAGCGGCUGAAGGCGGAGAAGCGACAGCUGAAGGCAGAGGUGAAGGAGAUCAGGAAGCAGCUGAGGAUGGAGAGGAGGGGCCUUCAGUGGAACACCGUCGGCGACGGGAACGCCGACCCCAUCCUGCUCCAACCACGGAGCACGCAGACCUGCUGCUUAGAGAGCCCCCACCGCUCCUGCCCCCCCAUGGGGCCCGUCAUGACCGCCCUGUUCCUGGACGAGAACCUCCCGGACGGGACACGGCUACAGCCCGGUACCAAAUUCAUCAAGUACUGGAAGAUGAGGAACACUGGCAGCAUGCCAUGGAGCCCCGAAACCAAGCUGAAGUUCAUGUGGGGGAACCUGACGCUGGCGUCCAGCGAGAAGCAGAAGGAGGUGCCGGUGCCCUUCCUGCAGCCGGACCAGGUGGGCGUGGUGAGCGUGGCCUUCACGGCGCCCGUGGCGGAGGGCACCUACACCUCGCACUGGCGCCUGGCGCACCGCGGGGAGCAGUUCGGCCCGCGCGUGUGGUGCAGCAUCGUGGUGGACCCCCUGGCCCCGCCCGGCGCCGCUGACGGGGAGCUGGUCUCCCCCUGUGGGACCCCCCAGGUGGCGCUGCAGGAGAAGGUCGUCCCUCGGCGGGAGAAGGAGGGGACCUGCUGCGCUGCCCCCAGGGACUGUGCAAUCAUGUCCAUGGGCCUGGAGUGCGAGCACGACUACUACAUCCCCUCAGUGGACCUGCUCACAGCACAGGACCUGCUGUCCUUCGAGCUGCUGGACAUCAACAUCGUGCAGGAGCUGGAGAGCGUCCCGAACAACACGCCAGCAGACAUGACGCCCUGCAUGUCCCCGCUGCCCCACGAUGGCCCCCUGGUGGAGAGGCCGGUCCUGGCACAGAUCCAGGAGGAGACCAAGGUCUCAGGGGCUAAGAGCCUGCCGGCCGCCAAGCAGCGUAGACUGAAGGAGCCGGGCAGCAUCCCCGCCCAGGAGGAGGGCGAGGAAGACAUCAGCGGCACACAGUUUGUGUGCGAGACCGUGAUUCGCUCCCUCACCCUGGAGGAACCAGACCGUGUGCCCCUGCGCAGACCCCGCCCCCGCCCCGCCCCCCGCAAAGUGUGCUCGUCUGCUGCGCAUGACUCCAGCUCUAGCGCUGGGAAUGCUACAGAGCAGUGUAGAGAGAAGAGGGCGGGGCCUGACAUGGAGGCGGGGCUCAGGACUAUAGAGGCUCCGCCUCCGUCUACAUCACAGGUCAUACAGGAAGAACGGUCACCUCCAGAGGUGGGCGGGGAGUCGGACAUCGAGAUCGUCUGCGCGGACCCCGGCGGUGCCGGGGCGGAAGAGGGGGUGGGCGGGGCGGCGGGAGAGGGGGCGGGAGCGGCGGCGACGGCGGGCGCUGACGAGCAGGACGAGGUGCGGAGCCAGGCGUCCUCGGCCUCCUCCGAGGAUUACAUCAUCAUCCUGCCCGACUGCUUCGACACCAGCCGGCCGCUGGGCGAGUCCAUGUACAGCUCCGCGCUCUCGCAGGCCGGCGCGGACGGCGCCCCCUCUGGCUGCAGCAGCGUCAGCGACAUGCUCUGCGCCUCGCAGACCCUGGACGCCGUGCCCCUCACCCCGGUGGUGGUGCCCGCUACGCCACGCAGACCAGAGAGGCUGGGAAAGAAGGACCUGACGGUGGAGACCCUGGACACCAGCGAGCUCUACCAACCCGCGGACUCGCCCGACUGUUCCGGUUCAGACCAGUCUCAGCAAGCCAGCCCCUCAGAGAAGAGUGGCUCAGAGGUCCCCCAGGACCACAGGGCCCCGGGAGGCCUCACCGAUGGGCUGGUGAAGGGAGCCCUCUCCGUAGCAGCCUCCGCCUACAAAGCCCUCUUCACUGGCCAGCCCGGCGCCUCACAGCCCCCCGCGGACUCGGCCAGCCAGGACGCCCUGAUGGCCGUGCUCCUGGAGAUGGGCUUCGGCGACCGUCCGCUCAACCAGCGGCUGCUGAAGAAGCACGACUACAACCUGCUGGACGUGGUCAACGAGCUGGUGCAGAUGGCCGACAACGACUGGUACGCCACGCGCUACUGAGGAGCCGCCGCGCCGGGGUGGGGGGACCGGAGAAAAUGGCCGACAACGACUCCUCCUCCUCUACUCUGCGAUUGGACAGGCGCCGGCCCAGUACGCAGGAACUCGGCCAAUCCUGAUAUAGGAUGUAUACAGUGGUUUAAAAAAAAAAAAGGGAGAACACUGAGCAUGACAUCACAAAGGAGCAUCCAAUGAAACGCUUUGUACAUAGAGAGCAUACCUGUAUAUACAGCAGCAAUGGAAUUAUAUCAACAGUUGUCAUCUCUAGGUCAUUCCUGUAAAAAAAAAUACACUUCACAGAAGCGGCUUAUUAUUUCCUCUUGUUAUUGAUGAUAACAUAUGAAAUGGUUUUGUUUAAAAACGUUGAGUAGUGUCAUGUACUGGAGAUAUGUGAAUCUUCUGCCAGACCCAGGAAGGUUUGACUUCCAUUUGGUUGAGAGAGGGAGCCUAGUUUGUAGUCAUUGGCAACAAAUGCCAGCGCUGCUUAGGUAAUACAUGAUGGUACUUCGAAGUGACCGUUUCGAUACUUUGUUUAAAACAUAUGCAUGACUGUCUGUGUGGGAACUGAUACUGGCUUUUUCCCCCCAUGUGUGAUACCUGUACAUCAGGCUAAAGCAAUGGUGUAAAAUCUCCAUAGGGAUCAAGUGUUGAGCUGUGCACUAAAUGUCACUCUGGCCACACUAAUGAAAUAUACCUGUGUUACGCAUCCACAAGGGGCCAGAGUUAAACUUAAGUUCAUUGUGACUGUAAUAGAAAAAAAACUAAACAUUCCCAUAAUUUGUCUGUGGAACACAUGAUCCUGGAAUCAUCUCACUUUGUGGUUGUAAUGUAAUAACUAAUGUUUUAAAAUAGUUGUCAUUUAUGGUCAAUCAAAUAUUUUAAUACAUUUUAUUUUAUUUUCAGGCUGAAAUUAAAAAGAAAAAUCCUAAUUCUGUAAGAUCAUUGUUUCAAAAGCUUCACACUACAGGUCUGAAGUUUUAAUUUUGUUGGUGGAAUAUUUAUGAACAUAAGUGUAUGAAUUUUUGUUUUUUAGAUUCCAAAUGUGAAACUUCUAUAUUUCCUUUUCUGCAACUCUAUACAAGGUUUCUGACUAAGAAAGUUGGUUUUGAAUGCAUUGGGAAACUGCAGGACGACUUCCUGUCCAGUGACAGGAAGCUGCAGGAGGGACUUCCUGUCUAAGUCAACCCUUGGUUCCUUUCCCUUGCCAGUUGCAUCCACAGAACUAAUCUCAAUUAACACACAUUUCUAUGUUGCUAUGUGCGUAGUUGCAUGUGUGUGGUACCGUCACCUUUUGGUGUCUGGGGAGUUCUGCAGUUCAUCAAGCUUUGACAACCAAACUGACUGAGGAAAAAAGGGUCUCCUAUGCACCCAGAGAAAGGAAUUGAGUGAAUUGCAGAUUUUAUUUUAUUUACAAAAUGUUUGUAAACUCAAGUGAAGCAUGUACUGGUAUAUUUUACAUUUUAAGUCACUCUGAAGACUUCCCCUGUUGGUACUGGGGGGGUGGGGGGAGAGAGACAAGGGGUACAGGACUUGACAGGCUUUCCAUAGAGUGAACAGAUGAGGACCAAACAAGACAAACAUAGGAAAGAAUGCAGAGGAAGUGUGUCUAAAGGGGACUUUAGAACAGUGAUGUGUGUCACACCUAGACGUCCUCAACCUGAUGCUGGAUGCUAAUCCUGAUCUCUGCAGAGGUUCAUUACUAUGCAGAAUGGGGUCCAUCAGUUAAAAUGUACUGGUCGAUUACAGUUUACUCUGCCCAUGUGAUGUCAUGUGGGGUCUGAUUUAAAGGUGAAAAAUAAAACCACAGACCCUCGUUCUCCAGGACUGCGGUUGAGGCCCACUGAUGUGGAUGUAGCUGUCAGCAGGCUGGCCUUUAAUGCAUUCAGUGGCCGAUGAGAGCAGCUGUGAGCUUGUGAAGGAACUGGUCCACAAGGGGGAGCAGCCCAUAUUUCUGCAGCCUCUAUUUUCAGAUGGAGUGGCAGUUGGAACCACGUACACGCUUAGUCUCCUUAUCCUCGUAAUGAAACGCAGUACACACACCAUCAGUAGCAAACGGGAGACUGUGUGUACAAACCACAGGGUAAAAAUCUUUCAUUAAUAUUGAAAAGAUAAAUGCUUUUUUUUCUAGAAAAUGCUGACAACUUUAGGUUAGGUUAUCUAUGCUAUAGGAGUAUUUUUGGCAGACAAAUUGAUGGACUGUCGUAGUUGUUCGUGGGCCUUGAGACAUUUUUUAUGGUGCAUUUGGGAAUUUCCGAACACCUCCAGCCCAGCCACUCUUACCAGCUCUGAACCUAUGGGUGAUACUGAGACCUCUUUUGUGUCCUUUGUUUAGUUGCUGUAUAUGAUUAAUGUGCACUGUGUAUACAUUUUAUUUUGUGAAAGGGGUUUGAAGAAAGACUUGCCUAAAGGCCUGUAUCUAUGAGUAGUAUAUCGGCUUGCUGAAUCCUAGAAAGAAAAAAGUUACAAUUAUAUUGACGUUCCCAAGCAUUAAUGUGUUUAUGGUUAGCCUUGGCUUUUGACACUGAAGGAUAUACUGUAACUAAACAGUUGUACCAAUUUCAUUUUGAAUAACAUGCUGUUUGUUCUGUGAGAUGGUUUGCACUAUUAUUAGGUCAAAGGCUUGCUUAAGGAAAGGUCAAUUAACACUAAAUUGUGCAGUGAUGUUGGCCUGUAAGGAUCAGACUGACUGCUUAGUGUUAGCACGGGCUAACUGCAGGAAGUGGGUGAAUAGCAUUCCAGCUCUAACUGUGUUGAAGAGAAUGAGCACUUUACAGACAUACAGAUAAAAUGUAAAAAAAAAAAAGUGAUUUAAUAAAAGGUAAUUACAGUAA
Anguilla anguilla (European eel) is the source of this 5902-nucleotide messenger RNA. It is a transcript of the gene nbr1b, whose product is annotated as NBR1 autophagy cargo receptor b. Gene Ontology annotation, molecular function: ubiquitin binding. Lineage: Eukaryota; Metazoa; Chordata; Actinopteri; Anguilliformes; Anguillidae. Gene Ontology annotation, cellular component: phagophore assembly site. Bases 156 to 3074 code for a protein of 972 amino acids. The record is from RefSeq and is a predicted model, not a curated record. Gene Ontology annotation, biological process: macroautophagy. The transcript is spliced from 21 exons.